AUGAUCACAACCGCCAUGUUUCCCCUCAUAUUUGGCCUAGUUUCCUCAUUGGUCAUUUUGAGUUACAUCGGCCAGGGCGAUUCCGCGGGGUCAAGUUCGGGUCAAGGUGAAAUCAUGUACGAGUGGUUGGUGGUGGAGUACGACUGGCCGUCAGAGACCAUGAGGCGGCAGUUCGAGGCCGACUGCAGAUACAAUGCCAGCCACAAUCUGAUAUCAGGGAUCAAGACCUACAAGUUAUUGAAGAACCGCUGCUGUAUUAACAUCACUGUCUUUUUGUUUUCGCUCAGGGGGCAAGUUUACCUGAGUGUUCCCAGGCUCAAGUACACCACUGGAGUUCCAUCGACGUUAAACAAAGUUAUCCAGAAGGGAAACCAGUCGGUGCUGACCCCGUUUCCGGACUGGGCCUCCCAAGAGUUGGGCAACUGUAGCGCUUUGCAGUGCGCCAUGAGCAUGGAGGUGGACCCUAUCACUGGAUACAUGUACGUCAUCGAUCCAGGCAGAUCCGGAAUCUUCGGCGACAUCUCCGGCCAACCACCCCCCGUGAUCUGCCCACCAAAACUGGUGGUCUACAAUCUAAACGAUGGUAGUCUGGUCCGCAGCCAUGACUUUCCAGAGGAUCUGGUCUCCAACAAGACAAACUUUCUCAACGAUAUCGUCAUCGAUCGGGGCAGCCCAACGUCUAAAUCCGCCAAAUGGGUUUACAUAACAGACGCCGUUGACUCAAAACUGAUCCAUGAGUCUAUGGACUACGAAGAAGGGGAUGGGUCCAACAUUACCGUGAAUGGAAUCUCCUACAUUCUCAAGACGCCCAUUGAUGGCCUUGCCAUGUCUUCCGAUUUCGAGUACGUCUAUUACUGCGCCUUGGGGAAAAAAGGGGCCGAUUUUGGCAGUAAAGUCAGGUUAGUCGGCGAGAAAGCUUCCCAGACUGGCGGCAUGACUUAUGCCACUGACAACCUCUAUUAUGGGGCUUUGACUAAAAACAGCGUCUACAAAUGGGAGAUCAAAACAGAAACAGAGAUUUUGAAGGAUGAUGAGAAACUGGAAUGGCCGGAUUCCUUUACCGUGGAUGAAGACGGGUUUCUGUGGUUUACCGCCUGCAGGGCUCAACUCUUUCUGUUGGGAGGUAUAGACUUCAGCGGCGUCAAGGGCGCCAACUUUAGAGUCUGGCGGGUCAGUAUUUCAGAAAAUGGCUACCUGGCACCUCGGGUGGGUCAACUUCGAGGUGGCAACGGAGUCUGCAGUUGGAGCGGUGCCCUGGUCAACGUGAUACCAGCGUUGGUUUUGGCUUGGCGGUAG
Molecule: messenger RNA, 1296 nt
Organism: Candidula unifasciata
Lineage: Eukaryota; Metazoa; Mollusca; Gastropoda; Stylommatophora; Geomitridae
Source: the annotation of a GenBank genome assembly